CUCCACGGAUUGACCCCAAUUGACAAACAUCAUGCUUUCUUUCCAUCUUCUUCGGCCUGAAUCUGCUUCUAUACCAAUCAAUCAGCAUGAACAGCCAAGCCUAAAGCCCAACAAGCCCGCACCAGCGUCUACAAUCCCAUCUAUACCAGCACUCUACAGUACAGCACAGCAAUUAACCUAAACAACCCCAGAAAUUGCGCCAUUCGAACAACUAAUCCACACCAAUCCCAACCCAACCACCAACACCCACCACACACAACACCCACAAUCCCCACAAGACAAGAACCAGAACCACAAACCACUUCACUUCACUUCACUUCACCUCGCAACCCAAAGAAACAACCACCCAAUCCAACCCACAAAAUGACCACCCCAACCUACCACAUAAUCCCCGCCACCACCCCCUCCCACCUCACCACCGCCCGCACCCUCUUCACCACCUACGCCCAAUACCUCAACAUCGACCUAACCUUCCAAAACUUCGAAGCCGAGUUAUCCUCUCUCCCAGGGAAAUACAGUCCCCCGGAUGGCGAAAUCCUCCUCGCAUACAGCAACACCUCCCCUCCGAUGCCCCUCGGCUGCGUCGCUCUCCGUCCCCUCCCUUCGCCACCAGAAUCACCGCGCCAAUACUGCGAAGUGAAGCGACUGUAUGUUGCCCCUGAGGCGCGGGGGUUGGGACUCGGCAGAGCGCUCGUGAAUGCGAUUGUGGAGAGGGCGAGGGAACUGGGCUAUCGGGAGAUGAGGCUUGAUACGUUGAGGACGAUGGAGGGGCCGGUGCGGUUGUAUCAGAGUCUGGGGUUUGUGGAGAUUGAGCCGUAUUAUGAUGCGACUGCGGCGCCGUUGUAUAAGGAGAUGGUGUUUUUGGGGAGGGAGAUUUGGGUGCAGGGGUGAUUGCUAUUUAGAUGGGUGGUUUGGAAGGUUUGUGUUGGGAUAGGUAUUUUGAUUUGUUUUAGAGUAAUAUUGCAAUGGAUAGACAACACUAAUAAAGAGCGAAAAAGUAUAGCUAGCAU
Aspergillus sclerotioniger CBS 115572 is the source of this 1010-nucleotide messenger RNA. Its product is annotated as GNAT family N-acetyltransferase. Gene Ontology annotation, molecular function: acyltransferase activity, transferring groups other than amino-acyl groups. The transcript is spliced from 2 exons. Bases 364 to 891 code for a protein of 175 amino acids. The record is from RefSeq and is a predicted model, not a curated record. Lineage: Eukaryota; Fungi; Ascomycota; Eurotiomycetes; Eurotiales; Aspergillaceae.